Messenger RNA from Cuculus canorus (common cuckoo), 3186 nucleotides. RefSeq names its product valosin containing protein lysine methyltransferase (gene VCPKMT). The transcript has 6 exons. Gene Ontology annotation, molecular function: protein-lysine N-methyltransferase activity. Lineage: Eukaryota; Metazoa; Chordata; Aves; Cuculiformes; Cuculidae. Gene Ontology annotation, biological process: peptidyl-lysine methylation. The record is from RefSeq and is a predicted model, not a curated record. The coding region runs from base 24 to 659 and encodes 211 amino acids. Gene Ontology annotation, cellular component: cytosol; cytoplasm.
CCGGGGCGGAGGCGGCCGGGGCGAUGCCGGGGCUGGUGCGGGAGCUGCGGCUGCGGGCCGGGCCGGCGCUGCGGCUGGAGCAGCGGGCGGCGGGCGGGGAGGGCUCCGUGGUGUGGGACGCGGCGCUGGUGCUCGCCAAGUUCCUGGAGCGCGGGGCGCCGCCGCUCCCCCGCAGCCGCGUCCUGGAGCUCGGGGCGGGCACGGGCGCUGUGGGCAUCAUGGCCGCGGCCCUGGGGGCGAAUGUGACGCUCACUGACCUCGAGGAGCUGCAGGAGCUGCUGGCAGUGAACAUCGAGAUGAACCGGCACCUGGUGACGGGGUCCAUCCAAGCCAAGGUACUGAAAUGGGGUGAAGAUGUAUCAGAGUUUCAGCCUCCCCCUGAUUACAUUCUGAUGGCUGAUUGCAUUUACUACGAGGAGUCUUUAGAACCUCUCCUGAAGACGCUGAAAGACCUCACUGGCCCCGAAACAUGCGUCUUGUGCUGUUAUGAACAGAGGACUAUGGGAAAGAAUCCUGAAAUUGAGAGGAGGUACUUGGAGCUGCUGCAGGUGGACUUUGAGCUGGAAAAAAUUCCCUUGGAUAAGCACGAUGAGGAGUACCGCAGCGCAGACAUUCAUAUCCUGAACAUCCACAGGAAACCAACGAGUUUUCCAUCUUGAGAUCUCCAACCACAUCAUCCGUCCUCUGGCCACUGGGAGAGCUGUGGAGAAGAGGGAGAGGGUGUAGAAUAACACUGCAGAGGGACUGUCUCCAGUGUGGUCUGUGACUCAUCUGUGGAAAAUGGCUUCUUGGUGGUGAGCUUAGCACGGGGCAUUGGCUGAAGAGGGCUCAUUGGACUCAAUCCGCUGCUAUCACCUUCCAGGCAAGGCCGUGAGCUCUCGAUGGCUGCAGGCUGGGGCAGAAAACACAACCAGAGCUUCACCCAGAGCAGCGCUGAGUGCGUGUUUUGGUCACCUCUGCUGCUCAACCACUUGUUGGAGCUGUGAGCAGCUUGCCAAGUGCUCAUGGAGCAGAUCCACAACACCACACCGGUCUCUCUAUCAGGAGAAAACUGCAAGUGGGCUCAAUCACCCAGCCCCAGUUGGCCAGUCAAUAAAACUUCUGCACCUGAGAUGUUAUUUUUUCCCAAGUUCUGGUUUCUGUGUCAUUCCUGCAUUGUAGAGAUCCUGGGAGUCUCAUUCCAGGAGUAGGUUGUCCUGGAGGUGGGUGCUGUAUGGACACAACACAAUUGCACAAUGGUUUUGUUUGGAAAAGACCUUUAAGAUCACUGAGUACAAGCAGGCCUGGACCGAUGGUAAGUCUGCCACCAGAUUAUGUCCUCAAGUAUGACAUCUACCCAUCUUUUAAACCCCUCCAGAGACUGGGACUCCACCUCCCUGGGCAGCCUCUGCCAAUGCUCAACCCUUUCAGUAAAGAAAUCCCUGAUAGCCAACCUAAAUCUCCCCUGGUGCAUCUCGAGGCCAUUUCCCCUUGUCCUGUCACUUGUUACCCUGUGCAGAAUAAUUCUUCCUUUCCAUUCCACCUGUGCUUUUCCGCUACAAAGAUCUGCAGCGUUAAAACGUGACACCUUCUGGUGAGCAGGUUCGCUGUGGCUGUUGAUAUUCCUCACCACGCUGCCUCUUGCUGCGCAGCGAUGGCUUUGAGAUUCCAUUUCAAAGGAAGUGGCUCUGUAGUAGAAGCGGCCGUGGCUGCCUGCGUCAUCCCGCAGCCCCGCGUGCGUGCUCUGAAAGUUGGACUGCUGCAGUUCCUCCCUCCCUGCACACGGCAUGAGCGGUCCCUGCGUCACAAACCUGAAUAUUUAAGCUAAAUCUGCCAAGUUUCCUCCAAACCUUGGCUGCUGGUUUGGGGGGAGCUUUGCUUGCAGCCACCCAGGUGCUUCCCAGACCCACCCAGAGCUUGGAUUCCCUUUGUCGUGGGUGAGAGCCUUCCUUGUAAACUUCACACUCCACAAAGUGCUCCCCUGGCUGGCAAAACACAACAGCGGUGAGGAGUGAAUGCACAGCAAAGCGAGAACGUAAUUUGUUGUAACUGCACAUGUUAUUUGUUAACUUGUUAAUGAAAAGAGCUCCUUAAUUAACCGGUGGCCUGCAGGAAGAUGUUUACUGGUGUGCUUAUGCUGACAUGGCUUUCCUGGUAGAGAGGCUUGUUCCAAAUGAGGUGCCCAAAGGUGCGCUGUACGGAUAAUGUGGGAGCCGUGCCCUUCUCUGGUGGCAUCUCCCUGUAGAUGCAGCCUCUUCGCUGAGCACAGACACUUGGGAAGAGGGGAGCAGCAUUUCUCAGGGAUUUUGGCAAUGGGAUAAUUGUAUUUUAUCUGCAGGGCGUGUGAUUUCGGCACUUCCUUUGCAUACGGGCUCGGAUCUCUUUCAGGAGAAAAGGAGGAAGUUGUGCUUUGCUCUUGUCCGUGCGCAGCCGCCGGCUGCUCCUCUGUACCGGCAGCUUUGUGCCUGCAAUGCUCCGGCUGGGAAUGUUGUCAGGCAAGAGGGACCUUGUGAGGACCAGGUCCUGCCACCUCUCGUGCCUUCUCCCCAUCACCGGCUGCACCCACAGCAUAAAGGAAUGUAAACCCCAAUGGCUUCUGCUGCUGCUGCUCGCUCUCUGCAGCGAGGAAACCGCCACGAACCCGGGCAGCAGGAGAGCGGUCAUGUGCGCAGCAGCUGUGUCUUGGCCCUGCAGCCACCAGAUGAAAUGGCUGCUUUUUUGGGAGAAAAAAGUGCUCUUGGCAAAGAGGUUGGGAUCCUCCAGCCUGGGCUGAGCUCAGAGUGACUGGGGAGGGGGUGCCUUGGUGGCUGCCGUGGCGCAGGGAUUGCAGCUCUUAACUAGGAGCAAGCGUGGGGCCCUGAUGGAAAAGGGAUGUUGAGGGAGAUGCUGGUCCUGCUCCUUGCUGGGUGCUCCGCUCCCUCACCCAUCCCGUUUGUCUCGGUUCUGUCCCCUCAGGAAGAGGGUGUGAGCUCUCACCUAUAGACACGGCGUCUCUUCAGUGAGGGUUGGCUGUGGUGCCAGCCCCAAACUGCCCAGCGCUCUGCACGUGAGAAAGCUCAUCCCUCCCUUGGCUCCAAAGGGUGUGCAGCACCAAAGCCACGGGGCCUGAGCAUCACCCAUGGCGUUGUCCUGCCAAAGUUUGAGAAGAGAGAGAGCAGCAAACCUCAGCUCUCGCUGUACCACAGUGGUGGGAGCCAGAUUGGUGCC